GACGGCCAUUCACCAACCAUUUUCGUCUAAGAAUGUCAACCUUGUCACUCUCCUUCCUUGUGAUUCUCUUAUAUGUCUCUACUGCAUACUCUGCACGUCUCCUACCGCUAGAAUCAGAAGCAACAACAUGGAGCUCAAGAGGAGGAAGUUUGAGAACGCAGCUUGAUGAAGUAUCAUGUAGAACUGGGAACCCCAUUGAUGAUUGCUGGAGGUGUGACCCUGACUGGGAAACCAACAGAAAGAUGCUAGCAGACUGUGGUGUAGGGUUCGGGCGCAAUGCCAUUGGCGGUCGAGAUGGUGAGCUUUACGUUGUCACUGAUUCAGGCAACGACGACCCUGCCAACCCAAUCCCAGGCACACUCAGACAUGCUGUCAUCCAAUACGUGCCGCUGUGGAUAGUGUUUGAUCAUGACAUGGUCAUCAACCUGAAGGAAGAGCUCAUCAUGAACUCUUACAAGACAAUAGAUGGGAGGGGAUUCAACAUCCAAAUAGCCAAUGGGGCCUGCAUAACCAUACAAAACGUGAGCAACAUCAUCAUACAUGGUGUCUACAUACAUGGUUGUGUGCCAACUGGGAACGCCAUCGUGAGGGACAGGCCGGAUCAUUAUGGGAUGAGAGGGAUGUCAGAUGGGGAUGGGAUAUCGAUAUUUGGAGGAACGGAUAUAUGGAUUGAUCAUUGUACCCUAGCUGAUUGCUACGACGGACUCAUUGAUGCAGUGUAUGGAUCUAAAUCAAUAACCAUCUCAAACAACUACAUGUUGAAUCACAAUGAAGCCAUGCUCAUGGGGCAUAGUGAUGACUUCCUUGCUGACAAGAAUAUGCAGGUCACAAUUGCCUUCAAUUACUUUGGGGAAGGCCUAGUUCAAAGAAUGCCCAGGUGCAGACAUGGGUAUUUCCAUAUUGUAAAUAAUGUAUACACUGAUUGGGAAAUGUAUGCAAUUGGUGGAAGUGCCAAUCCAACAAUCAACAGCCAAGGAAAUGUCUUCAUUGCAAGGGAUGACAAUUCUACCAAGGAGGUGACCAAACGUGAAAGCCUCUUGGGAUAUGAAGAGUGGAAGGACUGGAAUUGGAGAUCAGAUGGAGAUUUGAUGUUGAAUGGUGCUUACUUUAGAGCUUCUGGAGAAGAAGCACCUGCAAGUUACUCAAAAGCAUCGAGCAUGGUAGCAAGACCAGCUUCACUUUUAACAUAUAUCACUGCAUCUGCUGGAGUUCUCAAUUGUAAGAUAGGCUAUGCAUGCUAAAAUCCAGCCCAAGAAGAUAUCCAGUUUCAUUUUUUUUCUUCCUUUCUUUUUUUUGGUGUAAACUAGAAUUAUAAAUUAAAAAAAAAAAAUCAAUUGUGUUUAAGUAAAUGUCUAAAAUUCAUUCAAUUUUGUUAUGUGUGAAGAAAAGGAAAAAAAAAAUUAUUGGCUA
This is a messenger RNA of Vitis vinifera (wine grape), 1410 nucleotides long. Its product is annotated as probable pectate lyase 22. Gene Ontology annotation, molecular function: pectate lyase activity. The record is from RefSeq and is a predicted model, not a curated record. The transcript is spliced from 4 exons. NCBI's taxonomy places the organism in Eukaryota, Viridiplantae, Streptophyta, Magnoliopsida, Vitales, Vitaceae. Bases 33 to 1241 code for a protein of 402 amino acids.